CCGUCAUUGUCCAUGGAUCUUGCGCUUCCCACACUAUUCCUCUUCCUUUCUUUCCCCCCUCAUUCAUCUUUCCGGACCUGCAGGUGGGUUAAUCAGACACCACGGUCUGAGCGGAAUGUAAAUAAUCCUUGAACAAUUUCUCUCAUAUUUACUGCAUCUGCCCCCCCCGCCUCGCAACAUGGCGUUUGUAACUCUUCGGAAUUCCAUCCCUUCACCGACUCGCCUAUUUCGGUCCACCAUGUCCACGGUAAACCAAUGUCGCCAGUUCUCUUUCAACUCAUAUUUGAUCACCCCCAAGGAGCUUGAUACCGCCCUCAAGAAGAACCCGCGCACGAAGAUCUCCACCUCUCCUCGUGUGGUACCGCUAUGCGCGGCCUGGUUCAUGCCGAACGACCCUGAAGGUCGCAAAGGAAUUGACAUCUUCCGCAAGCAUCGCAUCCCCGAGGCUCGCUUCUUCGACCUAGACGGAGUCAAGGACCAUGACUCGCCCUACCCGCACAUGCUUCCUACCGCUGAAACGUUUGCCGAAGCGAUGAGUGAGCUUGGCAUUCGCCGCGACGACGAGGUGGUGGUCUACGAUACCGAGGAGCUGGGCAUCUUCAGCGCUCCCCGCGUCGGAUGGACCCUUCGGGUCUUUGGACACCCUCGAGUCCAUCUACUCAACAACUACAGGCUGUGGGUUCGCGAAGGAUACCCGACGGAGACUGGUGAGCCCUCCCAGCCGGAGCGGACCAACUACCCCGUACCUACGUAUGAUUCGAAACUCGUGAUCCCUUACCGGGAGCUCAAGGAGAUCGCCAAGGAGCAUAGGAAGGAGGGCGCAAAGGAAGUAGAGAUUCUGGACGCACGCUCGUACGGCCGCUGGGCGGGAACCGAUCCGGAGCCACGUCCGGGCCUGUCGUCGGGCCAUAUUCCUGGCUCCCAGAGCUUAGCUUUCCAACAGCUGCUGGACCCGGAGACCAAGACUUAUCUCCCGGGGCCAGAGCUACGCAAGAUCUUCGAAGGCAAGGAUAUUGAUGAGUCCAAGUCCAUCAUCAGCUCUUGUGGCACCGGUGUGACAGCGACUAUCAUUGAGACGGCACUAGGCGAAGCGGAGUUCGGAGAGCCCAACCUACGGAGGGUAUACGAUGGCAGCUGGACUGAGUGGGCACAACGUGUCAAGCCCGAGGAGGGUCUCAUCAAGAAGGCAACGUAGAGACGGGAGAAAGGACAGCUGACGUUGGUUUGAAGGCGAGGAGAUUGGAUUGGCCUGAUGAUCGUCGGGUCUUGUAUGACAUAGCGUUUUCCCCUCCAUCUCGAUUCCAGCAACCGCAAUUAUACCAUACCAGAUAGAGAUCGAAC
Molecule: messenger RNA, 1341 nt
Organism: Aspergillus vadensis CBS 113365
Lineage: Eukaryota; Fungi; Ascomycota; Eurotiomycetes; Eurotiales; Aspergillaceae
Product: sulfurtransferase
Exons: 2
Coding region: 239-1195 (318 amino acids)
Biological process (GO): transsulfuration
Cellular component (GO): mitochondrion
Molecular function (GO): thiosulfate-cyanide sulfurtransferase activity
Source: RefSeq, a predicted model, not a curated record